AUGAAAUGUCUUCUUCUCUUUGUAGCACUCGUGAUGGCAAUUCCAGAAGACCUGAACUCAACACUUAUGGCGAUCAGAAGGCUCCAUGAAAAGACCGGGUAUAGCACUUUCUACGAGGUUUUUGGGGUUCCAGAAAGCACGUCCAUUGACGCCAUAAAGAAAUUGUACCAGAGGAUGAUGAAGCGCCCAACACCGAUUCCCGGGAUUGAGAAGAGAGAGGACGCUGUUGCUCUCCUAACAGAGGCCUAUAACAUUCUAAAGAACAAAAAAUCUACAUACGAUUUUAUACUUGCAAACCCGUACCUCUAUGUCGGAAGUAAAGAAAACUUUAGGAACAAUCUCUACGUGAUAAUAAUAUCCAUAAUUGUUGGGCUGCUGGCACUUGACUUGACAUAUUUUGGUGUUAGGUAUCUGGUCUUCAUGGCCAGACCUAGGAAGACUCCGAGCAAGAAAGGAGUCAAGAGCAGCAAGGAGUCUGUGCCAUCAACGAUAACUGUAAAUGUUCUCCGUUCAAUUAAGUCCUUGAUUAAAAGGUAA
Messenger RNA from Encephalitozoon cuniculi GB-M1, 537 nucleotides. RefSeq lists its product as uncharacterized. The transcript has a single exon. The record is from RefSeq and is marked provisional. Lineage: Eukaryota; Fungi; Microsporidia; Unikaryonidae. The coding region runs from base 1 to 537 and encodes 178 amino acids.